Micromonas commoda is the source of this 573-nucleotide messenger RNA. RefSeq lists its product with no specific name. Gene Ontology annotation, biological process: intracellular iron ion homeostasis; iron incorporation into metallo-sulfur cluster. NCBI's taxonomy places the organism in Eukaryota, Viridiplantae, Chlorophyta, Mamiellophyceae, Mamiellales, Mamiellaceae. The record is from RefSeq and is a predicted model, not a curated record. Gene Ontology annotation, cellular component: mitochondrion. Gene Ontology annotation, molecular function: ferrous iron binding; ferric iron binding; 2 iron, 2 sulfur cluster binding. The coding region runs from base 1 to 573 and encodes 190 amino acids. The transcript has a single exon.
AUGUCGCGUCGCUUGUUGUCGAGCCUGGCGCGCGGCGCCGGCCGUCUCGCGGCUCCGCGCUCCACGCGGCUCGCGCCGAUAGCGUCCGGCGCGGCCUCGUCGGUCGAGGCGUUCACGCGCCGCGAUCGUAUGUCCACCUCACGCGUGUGCGACUGGAUGCCCGCCAAGUCGGAAUCCGCCGGCCUCGUCGAGCAGCGCCGCGGGGUGAAAACCGAGAGCAAGGAGGAGAUGGUGUUCCACAAGGUGGCGGACGAGAUGCUCCACAACCUGCAGGACGCGGUGGAGGCGUGGGGCGAGGACAACGCCGGCGACGACUUCGACCUGUCGCACGAGAUGGGCGUGGUGACGAUCGCGAUGGGUUCGGGGAAAGGGACGUACGUCAUCAACAAGCAGGCUCCCAACAGGCAGAUCUGGGUCUCCUCGCCGGUGUCCGGGCCCCUGCGGUACGAUUACGACCCGGCGCGAAAGGCGUGGUUCUACCACAGAGACGGACACCUGCUGCACGAGCGGCUGAGGGAGGAGCUGCUCGGGAUGUUCGGGGGCGAUCUGGACCUCGAGGGGCUCAACGAGUGA